AUGCUCACUAACACAGACACUGGUAAAGAGCAGUCCUUCUCAACCCAUCAUUUCAUUUUCCGCCACACUGGAGCCUCGCUAUCUCCCGCCCGAUCUCUCGGACCGGCACUAAUCAAAGGCAUUUGGCACUACCAUUGGAUCUAUUGGGUCGCACCUCUCAUCUCAGGGAUGUUAAGCGGCUUUACCUACGAAUACAUCCGAAGCACAUCUUCUAAUGAGUGUCAGUCUCUGAAGCGAUCGUUUAGACGCCGAACCUCUCAGGGAGUGAAAAGAGAUCAGAGCUCUAAUCUCAGUAAUUAUGAAACAGAAUUCACCAUCACUUCCACUGAAUGUCCCCGAUAUUGACAGCCCAUGUCAUUCAUUAUUCAAGUAAUACUUUUGCCAAAUGUUUGCUACUUUUGGUUUGACUACC
Messenger RNA from Medioppia subpectinata, 412 nucleotides. The record is from the annotation of a GenBank genome assembly. NCBI's taxonomy places the organism in Eukaryota, Metazoa, Arthropoda, Arachnida, Sarcoptiformes, Oppiidae.